AGUGGAUGAGAGUGUUUUCCUUCUGGGAGAGGCUGCUGUCCCCCUGCCCAGCCAGAAGCUGGGUGAUGAGGCCCGAGCUCUGCUGAUGUGCUGCGAAUUUUCCUCUCAGAUGGCAGGGACAGCACGGCACGAUCGAGAGAUGGCAAUCCAGGCCAAGAAAAAGCUCACCACGGCCACUGACCCCAUUGAAAGACUCCGACUGCAAUGCCUGGCCCGGGGCUCCGCAGGCAUCAAAGGACUCGGCAGAGUGUUUCGAAUUAUGGAUGACAAUAACAACCGAACUCUUGACUUCAAAGAAUUUGUGAAAGGGCUAAAUGAUUAUGCCGUGGUCAUGGAAAAGGAAGAGGCAGAAGAGCUCUUCCGGAGGUUUGAUAAAGAUGGAAAUGGAACAAUAGACUUCAAUGAAUUUCUUCUUACAUUAAGACCUCCAAUGUCUAGAGCCAGAAAAGAGGUAAUUAUGCAAGCUUUUAGGAAGUUAGACAAGACUGGAGAUGGAGUUAUAACAAUUGAAGAUCUUCGUGAGGUAUAUAACGCCAAACACCACCCUAAGUACCAAAAUGGAGAAUGGACGGAGGAACAAGUAUUCAGGAAGUUUCUGGAUAACUUUGAUUCACCCUAUGACAAAGAUGGAUUGGUGACCCCUGAGGAGUUUAUGAACUACUACGCAGGGGUGAGCGCGUCCAUUGACACGGAUGUGUAUUUCAUUGUCAUGAUGAGAACUGCUUGGAAGCUCUAAAUGUUUCGAAAGAAGAGUUUUUGAACUAUUACGCUGGUGUCAGUGCUUCUAUUGACACUGAUGCCUAUUUCGUUUUAAUGAUGACAAAAUCCUGGAGAUUAUGACUUUCUGUCUGUUAAUUCUUUUGGAAAUCGGGGACUCUCAGAGAGUGGAAUGACUUUGAAAGAAGUCCAAUGCUAUAGAUUCUUGAUAAGGUGUAAACUAGUUUCUGAAAGAUCUAGGAUUUUUAAAAGCAAUAGAUCUUCAGUCAUCUUACUUAAUGGCCUGGAACAUAUGCAUUGCUUAAAUGCCUGAGGAUAUAUUUUUAAAUCAGAAAGAAAGGAAGAACAGAAGGAAGGAAGGAAGCAAGCAAGCAAGCCAUGAAGUGAGACUGGCAAGUGGUUCUUCGGUGAAAUAAUGUACCUCUUGUUAUAGUUGUUCCUCUUACAGGGGUAAAUGUAGAUGUUUCCCCAAAUCUCUACUUGUUCCCUCUCUUUCCAGUCUUUAGCAGUGGGUGAUGAUAAAAAGAUUGGAAGAACAUCUGACUUUGUAAAAUUUCCUGAGCUUACUUAUU
Molecule: messenger RNA, 1289 nt
Organism: Enhydra lutris kenyoni (northern sea otter)
Lineage: Eukaryota; Metazoa; Chordata; Mammalia; Carnivora; Mustelidae
Product: calcyphosine like
Exons: 5
Coding region: 86-736 (216 amino acids)
Molecular function (GO): calcium ion binding
Source: RefSeq, a predicted model, not a curated record